Molecule: messenger RNA, 6158 nt
Organism: Danio aesculapii
Lineage: Eukaryota; Metazoa; Chordata; Actinopteri; Cypriniformes; Danionidae
Gene: gpr158a
Product: G protein-coupled receptor 158a
Exons: 11
Coding region: 427-4437 (1336 amino acids)
Biological process (GO): G protein-coupled receptor signaling pathway
Cellular component (GO): membrane
Molecular function (GO): G protein-coupled receptor activity
Source: RefSeq, a predicted model, not a curated record
UCUGCCGUUCUCAUGCUUUAAGAUUGGAGUGGACGAAAGAGGGCGGAGUGUGUUUGUCAUCCAAGUGUGAAGUACUGACUCCCUGGCUCCGAAAAAUAGGAUUUUUUUCUCCCUCUCAUUCGAUCACGUCUGUUGUGGUCCAGCAUCAUAUUGGGAGGAGAGCGUCGGGGAUCCUGCACAUCUGCCGCGUUCCCGCGACGAGAUACAAAAGCAAACCAGCAUCACUUACACAAACAACACUAAUGUACCUGAGGGGAAGGGGAUUACCGAUGCAAUACAUGUUUUAUGGACGGGAAUCAAGUGGCAGAAAUGCGUGAAAAUCCACAGGUGAAAAUGCUGUGCUGAUUUGAUUAAUUCCAGCUGUGAUUUCUCGCCUCAGAUUUGGUCAGUUGACGCUGGUAAGGUGAAAGAGCGGGAUUGAAGGAUAUGGCCAUAAUCCGGAUAUCGUUACUCUUGCAAGUGGGAUUUGUUAUAGGAUCAAAUUAUAGAUAUGUGGAACAUGACCGGGACCUGAAAGAAAAGCAGUCCAUUUACAACACGCACAGCAACCAGCAAGCGCACCUCCGGAAGCCCCAUUCGGGUUUAGUGCAGAAGAUCGAGGAGCAGGUACCCAGAGUAGUGACUGCGUUUCUGCACACGGGGGAUUCCUCCACCUUAAAGCACGCCAACUGCUCCAGGAGAUAUGAGCUGGCGGUGUUGCGGGGAAGGACGCGCGGAGACGCGCAUCACUCCAUGCGCAGCGUCCUGGACACGGUCCUUCACGCCACAAACUUCCUCAACAUGAUAUUACAAACAAACCGAUCCAGAAAUCACACCCCCAGACAUGCAGACAUGGAGUGGUACAACGCGCUGGUCAGGAGUAUCCUGGAGGGAGACCUCAAGAUCCACCGAGCGGUGGUCACCUUGAGCACAGAAUCCCCUCCUGAAGGACCACCUGUUUACCUUCAGGCAACACGGGCAGGUGGAGAGAUCAUUCUGCAGGAUUUAUCCAACAUUACCCAUCGGAUGUUGAGAAACAGAACGGCUGAUACCGAGUGGUAUCAUGAGCACAAACAUAAAAAGAAGAUACAUCUCCAAAAACGAGUGCUGAGUCAAGAUUUUGCCUCGUUUGACGCGUCCGUGCGCAGUGGAGAAAGUUAUAUUACCGAAAAAACUCAGAUACACUGGUCAGCUCCGUAUUUGGAGUGCGAGAAUGGGAAUUUCAUACCCAGAUGGCUCUUGACACUGUCUGCUGGCUUCUAUGGCAUUAAACCCAACAGGAACCCAGACUUCAGGGGUGUUGUGCGAGUGGACGUCAGCCUGCAGGAUGUGGAUAUUGACCAGUGCUCUGCUGACGGCUGGUUUGCAGGAACACACAGGUGUAACAUCACCACUAUGGAGUGUUUGCCUGUUCCUGGACAUGGAUUUGUGCUAGACCAGUAUAAAUGUCACUGCAAAAGUGGCUUUUAUCAUCCAAGCAGAGUUGCAGUGAAUGGCUUCAAAAGGAGAGCAGGAGGGAAGGGGACCGAAGGUUUGUCCCAUCACAGGGAUGUUCCAGAAACUUCCAGCCACUGCCUGCCCUGCCAGGAAGGCUGUUCUUUCUGCAAGGACGAUACGCCCUGCGUGGCCCGGGGUGAUGGAGCCCUGCGUAUGGCGGUGCUCUCCUUUCAGGGUCUGUGCAUGCUGGUGGAUUUCAUCAGUAUGGUGCUUCUCUACCAUUUCCGUAGGAACAAGAGUAUCAGAGCAUCGGGACUCAUCCUGCUGGAGGCCAUCUUGUUUGGAGCUCUUCUCCUGUACUUUCCGGUGGUGAUCCUUUACUUCCAGCCGAGUGUUUUCCGCUGUAUCCUGCUGCGAUGGGUCCGUCUGCUCGGGUUCGCCACUGUAUACGGAACGGUCACUCUCAAACUCUACAGGGUCCUCAAGGUGUUCCUGUCACGUACAGCCCAGAGGAUCCCUUACAUGACCAGCUGGAGAGUGUUGCGUCUACUGUGUGUCAUCUUGUUGAUCGUGCUAUGGUUUGCAAUAGCCUGGACCUCCGCUGUUUGUCAGAAUCCAAACAGGCACCUCGCUCUCAUCAGUGUGGGCUUCACUACUGACGGACUGCAGUUCAGCAUGUGUCUGCUGGACCGCUGGGACUACAUGAUUGCUGUGGCUGAGUUCCUGUUUCUUCUUUGGGGUGUGUAUCUUUGCUUUGCGGUGAGGACUGUCCCAUCGGCAUAUCACGAGCCACGCUACAUGGCCAUCGCAGUUCACAAUGAGCUCAUCCUCUCGGCCAUAUUCCACAUUUUAAGGUUCACACUUGCUCCUGAAUUGCACCCAGACUGGAUGCUGAUGCUAUUCUUUGCUCAUACACACUUAACGGUGACUGUCACAUUGGGGUUGCUACUUGUGCCAAAGUUCUUGUUUGCGGGCACACAUCUAAGAGAUGACAUUGCUACAGAAGCUUAUGAAGAUGAAUUGGACAUGGGGCGGUCUGGGUCAUACCUGAAUAGCAGCAUCACAUCUGCUUGGAGUGAGCACAGUCUGGACCCAGAGGAUAUCCGGGAAGAGCUAAAGAAACUCUACUCUCAACUGGAGAUUUACAAGAGGAAAAAGAUGCUGGCAAACAAUCCUCACCUGCAGAAGAAGCGCAGCUCCAAAAAAGGCCUAGGGCGCUCCCUCAUGCGCCGCAUCACUGAGAUCCCAGAGACAAUGGGACGCCAGUGUAGCCGUGACGACAAGGAUCUGGGUGAACACGGGAGCAACCACAACAGCAUCUGUGUCCUGAGAAAGAAUCCUUUCGACCCCACACACUCUGUUAAGCCUGCCAAAGAUGAAUCCUUAAAGAGCAAAGUUUUCUCCCUUAAAAAGUCCCACAGCAGUUACGACCAUGUUCGAGACCACAGUGAGGAUUCCAGCAGUUCAGCAACUGACAAGAUGGAAGUCACAACCACAGAGGGCUCUCUUCUCGAAACCCUAAUGGGAAAGAAGCUGGUCAAAAAGUCCUCGGAAAAGAUUGAUGCAGCCAGUGAGUCAACAGAGUCAGUUCCCUUGGUGUGCAAGUCAGCCAGCGCUCACAAUCUGACAGCUGAUAAGAAACCUAUUCACCCCAGAACAUCCAUGCUGCAGAAAUCUCUAAGCGUUAUUGCCAGUGCCAAAGAGAAAACUCUUGGUCUAACAGGAAAGGCCCAGGGUGCGGAGGAUUCAACAAAGAAAGCCAGUCAAAAGAACAGUGAGGGCAAGACCUCAGCUGAAGCUGAAGAAAAAGAAGGUUAUCCGAAAAUGAUUGUCAGUCAAUCAGUGGAGUACAAGCAGACAGCAGCCAAAACCGGUAUAAUGAAGCCACAGAUGAGCGGAAGCCAGCCCUCCAUUUGCUCAGAAACAGCCAAGGGGAAAGACCUGUAUGACCUCUCAGAGGUGUGCCCUUGGGAAGUGGAGGAUUUGCCAACUCCCUCCGAAAAUAAAGUCCAGAAACACGUGUCCAUUGCUCCUGAGCAAACAAACACAGUCCGUGGAGGUGGCAGCAAGACGACAAAGUCACAACAGCAAAAGCAGAAAGGCACAGAGCAGUCACCUUCUGUGGCCAGGCAUCCAAACAAGAAAGCUGCAGAUAGAGCAGACAUAUGUCCGUGGGAGGAAGGAAACGAGGACCAUGGUCAGCCAACAGGGCCAAAACCUCACUCCAAUACUAAGCCUGCCAUGUCCCAACAACAGGCUUCCAGAGAGGUUGCCAAGGUUCUAAAAGCAGACGUCUGUCCAUGGGACUUUGAGGAAGUAUCAAGCAAGCCAAAGGACUCCCCUCGCUCCCCUGAUCAGAGCAGACCAAAAAAGGGCACCACAUCAACUGAGAUCAAAGGCAAAAUAAGCUCCUCGCCUACUGAAGUCAAGGGCAAGGGUACUACGCCUACAGAGGUCAAAGCAAAGAGCAUUCUCUCUGAGCCUGCUAAACACACAGGCAGCUCACUGCAGCCGCCCUCUAAAGCAGACGUGUGUCCAUGGGACUUUGAGACUAUGUCAAGUCCCACCUCUGAAAAGACCCCUUGUUCUUCUCAGGUUCCUAAAUCAAAGGAGACCCAUGCUAUAAAGAAGGGAAAUUCCCCUGUCAGAUUAUUAGAGUUGGAAAGAGAAAACACAAAGCGUCCAGAUGAGGACAAAAUGAAAUCAAACACAAAGUUGAGCUCUGGCAAGACAAAAGAAAGACCCGUGAGCCAGUCUAAAAUAAUGGCUGAGGUUUGUCCGUGGGAUGUUGAUAGUAGUCAGGGAAAUGUCUCAAUGGAAAAACAAAAGAGCCCAAAUGUUGCAUUAGCAAAAAGCAAGCAAGCAGACGUAUGCCCUUGGGAUUUUGAAGAAGCAGCAACUAGUAAGGAAGUCAACAGGGGCACCGCUGGCAAACAGAAAGGUUCGAAUUCUAGUGGUGGUAAACUGGCAGAUGUCUGUCCGUGGGACUUUGAUGAUCAAGCAUCAACAAAAAAGGCAUGACACUUUACCCGAGUGAACCAUUAGUUAGUCCUCAUUGUACGUGCUUUUUCUUUCAUAAAUACACCAUGGAAUUUGAACUUUAAUAGAAUUACUGGUGUUUUGGAGAAGAAAAUCAAGAAGUCGCACAAGCUGCCUUUCUCUUCAACCUUUUUUCCCUUUGUGUUUUUUGGAAUAAAAUGAAAGAAAAAAAACAUAUGUACAAAAAAUGCAACAACUCACCAGGCAUUCCAGAUUAUAAAGUAUUAGUUGAACCUUUAAAUAGAAACGGUAGUUUACAAUUAUGCAACUCUUUAUGUGCAAUGUAAACAAGAUGCCUAUACUCACCACAUGUAUCCUCAUUAACAUUUUGAACUCUCAUAACAGCUGCAUCUGUAGCCUCUCCUUGACCGUGGCUUCCACAAAAAAAGAAAGUUCCUGUUACAUAGGAUGGUGUGGACCAUGCAUGAAGCGUCAUGGAGUAAGCCUGAUCCAUUUCCUUGUUUUUGUUUCAUACAUCAUUGUUUGGUUUGAGUAAAAAAAAAAUAUUUGCCAAAGAUAGAGGUCAAAUCCAAUAAAUCUAAGAACUCACACCUCGACAGCAUAAUAGAGACACUUCAUUUGUACAGUGAGCCGAAUUUCACGUGGCUGCUAGGAAAUUAGCCUGUAGCACUUUAGCGAAUAGCAUACUUAGAAAGACAGACAUAAACUUGACAUGACUUCAUUCACUUUUUCCCUUGUUUGUCUCUUUGGCCUUGCUGUUUUAUGCCGUUCUGAUCAAAUGUGCACAUCUGCAACACAUUUUAAUUUUCCUGACUAGAAUAAAAAAAAGCUAGUAAAAUAACAAAACAUUUCCAAUGCUUCCAAAUUUGCUGAUAUAUUAUCCUGAAUGUGCCUAUUUAAAUAGUCCUGUACCAGUCUUACUUUGUAUUGGGGGAUGUGAAACCUUUGUCAUAGACCAUGUUACAGAUAUUUAUUGAUGAAAAUCAGCAUCUUAUUUUUGAAAAGAAAAGAGGUUUAGUUUAUAUAUUAGCAAUGUUGUGAAAUUGUAAAUGCUUUUUGAAUGGGGUACGCUAGGGAAAAAAACAAAACAAAACAAAACGUCCACUACUCAGUUAACGGGACCAUGGAUAUAAUUUCUCUCAGCGUAGGGCACAAUCAUUAAGGUUUCUGCCUCUAAUGUCUUUCUUUUAUUGUCUUUUACAAUAGCUAUGUUUUCAUCCAAAGAUGCGAAUUAGAUUUAUGCGCUAAACUGGAAUUUCGCAUAAAACUUUUGUGAAUAAAGCUCCGUUUCCAUCCACUCACACACAAAACAAGAUUUUUGCUGCUGAAACAAAACAAGUCUUGAGAUUUUUUUAAGGACAGCUUAAUUGUUUUAUGUUCAAUCCACUUAAAUUUGUUAAGUUAACAUAAUCCAUUUGUGUUGGGAUAACAUUGUUUUCUAGAGGAAUGAAUCAAAAAGAACAAAAUCAUCACUUCCUGAAAAACUGGCUCCAAAUUUCAAAAAGAAAAAUGGAAUUUGCUGCUGUAGUAGAAGUCACUGUGGGCAUUUUUACUUUAUAAAUUACUUGCAUCUAGGGCCGGAGCUUGCUCAACUGGAGCUUUAGGCAAGUGUCGAUCAGGCCACCGCCAGAAAAGCGGUUGGGGAGUUUUGGGGGGAUGGCUGGUGUCGCAAAGGAUAGUAAAGAGCAUGAGGGAGGGGGCGGUGUAGCGCAGACGAAAUUAAAGAGUGGGGUGGUGUUGCG